AUGCCUCAUGUGCACCUGCCCUUUCACCACCACCAUCACCACCACAAAGAUUCAGCAUGCCAACACGAAUCUGCCAAUACCGCUGAUCCUGCCACUAGGUCUUCACAGGAAAUCAGCAGCGAGGAUGGGCAGUCGGUCUAUUCCGCCUUCAAAAACAAGCGCUCCUCUUGGCACAGCAUGUAUCACAAGUUCUCUUUCCACCGUACUGAAGAUUGCCCCAAAGGCGUGCACGCUAUUUCGCGCGAGUCAUGUGAAAAGUGGCUAACGACCCAACUAGAAGGCAAGAUAGCGGACGGACCCUUACCGAUCGCGACACAGUCUCAGGAAGGCAAGCAACAGAAAAGUAUCGAAGACAUUGCUUCACAUUUUCGAGGGCGCAUCUAUCACUUCACCGAUGACGCCCGUGUGCUCCUUAAGGCCUUGGACAUUGUAGCCAAGAUUCACCCUUACAUCGACCUGGCGCUCCUCGCGUUCAAGGGCGUCAUUGAACUCGAGCUCAAGCGUCAGGAGAACAACCAAAAGGUGCUGACGUUGUGUAUCUCGAUGAUGGACAUGCUUGCUGUGUUGGACCACUUGAAUGGCGUCUCCCCAUCUCAAGAGCUCCAGGAUGCGGAAGAAUCAGGUAUUCGGGGCAAGCUCGCAUCUCUACUUCAGGAUAUUUCCAGAGAUAUCACGGAGUGUGGCAACGCAUGCGACGCAUAUGUGAAGAAGCGCAUGAUUGUCCGAAUUCUGAAGAGCUACUUCUACGAGCAGACUCUUGCGGAGUUCGCCGAGCGCUUCGAAAUGAGGCGCAGGCAACUGAGCCUGCUGCUCGACGUCAAAAACUCGGAGGAUCUCGAUCGGACGAGAGGCGCUAUCUACGAGAGCACCCAAAUGAUGCGUGAGCUCCUCGUUCGCCUUGACACUACGCGCGAGCUCGAAGCCAGAGCAUUCAUCAAACAUCAUGGCGGAGCGGGCCACUGCGAGAAGGACGAGGAUGCCCUGGAAAGCCUUCUGCAUAUGGAGGGCGACAUGAUCAUAAUGGUAGGCAGCAAGACGGAGCGUCGAAUGACUUUAUCUUCUUUGAAAAUGGAGCUAUGUGGCGACUUGGAGAAGGGUUUGAAGGAGAACAUGGAGCAAUACGAAUGGAAGUUGACGAAAGCCAAAGACGAGAUAGUCAAAGCCUUGCAAAACAUCGAGGAUUCGAUCAUUCAGGAAAGCGCCAACGUCGUAGCGAAGCUGCGAGAAGGUCCUCAUGAGCGGAUUGACGAUAUGGAAAUCAAGACGCUUUGGCAGGAGAUGCACUGGCGCAACAGUGUCAAGUCCCAGUACUUCACGCUUGCCCUACGCGAUCAUCUCAUUGAGAGGCUACACGGCGUAUAUGGUGGAAGACGCAUCCACCCUGUGCGAGGCAACACUGUAAUUCCUGACCCCUACGACGAAGGCUCGUCUAGUCUCCAUACGUGGGGUCAAGCCCACGCCACUGAUGGUGCCGCCUUCGCCGCGUCCGAGUCGGCAAAGAACAAGAACACUAUCAGGAGCGAUGAACAGUGGGCGAUUGACGCGUUGACCAUGCUGACUGUCCAACCCAUCACUGAGGCGCUGGAUGACGAUGGCACGGGUUAUGUCAGCACAUGGGAAGUCAAUGCGUUCACUUCGUCUCGGCCAGACGACUGGAGUCUGAUGCGUUGGUUAAUUUACUGGGGCGAAGGUCACCGUUUGGCCAUCUUGUUAUCCUCGCCGCCGGUUGAUAUCGUCAUAGGGUGGUACUCGUCCCUACUUCAUUACCGAACCAAGAUCCUGCGGACCAUGCAGAAGAUGCAUGAGCUCCUCGACGACCUGCAUCCGGUGAACCGUGAGACGGUUGACUUCUAUCUCAAUCGUGCGGCCUUCCGCCGAAUCGAACUGCUCAUGCGUGGCCUUGACGUUUCGCGUCCAUGCGCCCGAAGCAGAGUGCUUGCGCAGGUUCAAGAAUUCACGGCUAUGGAAGAGAGGCGCCUGGAAGAGCGGCUGGAGGAGGUGCACUUCGAGAUUGACGACCACAUCACGCUGGAUAUGGUGAAGGGUGACGGCCGUAUUGAGCGGUACAUAUAUCCUUUGCUCUACCUAAUCCUUCGUCGCCACCUACGCUUCAUCAAGCUGGGUGGAAAGUAUGAGCUGAGUGCCCAGGAGCUGGUGCCGGCGAUGGAAUCCCUGCGGCAAGUGAUGAAAGCGGCCGAAGAGCGUGCUCUGACGCUGAGCGCUGUGUUUCGUCAUUCACGAGAGCAGGGUCAAGCGCGACUGAACACCUACGCCUUCGGCAUGUUCCAGCACAUCGCUUCCCAAGGAGAACAUGGGGACAGUCGCCCAGAGGACAACCUCCUCCAGUUCUACUACGAAGGCACUUACGAUGACGCGCUCAACAACGAACAAUGCGAUGCAUUCGCCUCGGAGCUGGGUCUGAAAAGGGUGGUUGCGGAUGCCGGUGUUCUUCCACCUACCAAGCAUCACAACGCCGUCUGCGACGCCUGCGACUGUUCCAUUUCCGGCGAACGAUACGCAUGCCUGCAAUGCGUCGAAGCUGGUCUGCGGACCCAGAUCGACUUGUGCCACGAAUGCAUAACGCAGACGCCAACGUUCGGAUAUCUGGUGCACAAGAGCUCGCACACUCUCGUCAGGAUCCCUUUCCAUCUGCACGACAAGGACAAGAAGCUCGUCUACGACAUGGCGCGAAAGGCGCUCGAGCAUGUCCGGCGCGAUGUCGAGAGCGAGUUCGAAAUGUCGUCCAAAUGGCUUGGGCGCAGCUACCGAGCGCAUGGCAAGUCCAGCAAGGAGUCGCACGUUUGCCAGAGCGCUUCGUGCAGGCACACCAUCACGUCGCCUUUCUGGUUCUGCGCGAGCUGCUAUGCCAACAGGCCGCAGAAGGGCGUCUUCGCCUGCAAGGAAACAUGCAUUACGUCGCACGCAGGCGACCAUCCUAAUCAUAUCUGGAUCCUCGUCAAGGAGGAGGCGCUUCGUGGAGAGCCUUCGUUCCUGGAGCUACAGUUCAAGGCUCUAGAGCAGAACUUGGGUGACCGCAUCAAGUUGCUCGAGCAGAAGCUGAGUGACGCUCUUACGCCCAAUUAA
Messenger RNA from Schizophyllum commune H4-8, 3084 nucleotides. RefSeq lists its product as uncharacterized. The transcript is spliced from 15 exons. The coding region runs from base 1 to 3084 and encodes 1027 amino acids. Lineage: Eukaryota; Fungi; Basidiomycota; Agaricomycetes; Agaricales; Schizophyllaceae. The record is from RefSeq and is a predicted model, not a curated record.